This is a messenger RNA of Xenopus tropicalis (tropical clawed frog), 2311 nucleotides long. RefSeq lists its product as uncharacterized. The transcript is spliced from 9 exons. The coding region runs from base 94 to 1581 and encodes 495 amino acids. The record is from RefSeq and is a predicted model, not a curated record. NCBI's taxonomy places the organism in Eukaryota, Metazoa, Chordata, Amphibia, Anura, Pipidae. Gene Ontology annotation, cellular component: membrane.
UGGUGAUGCAAGCUCCUCCCCCGCCGAGUUACUAAAGUUUACUUACAUAGUAAAUAAGGCAGAGACAGACACUGUUGCGCAUCAGAUCGCACGAUGUGGGGGAUAUCUGCGCUGGUGGUUGUGGCUGCAUUCUCUGCAGCUGCAGGUUCUGAUGUGAUCCGACACAACCUGUAUGGGGAAGUUGGAGAAUCUGUGGAGAUUCCCGUAGUAGACUUUGAGAAAGAUGGUUGGUGGGAACUGAAAAAACCCAAUGCAGAUCCAGACUGGGUGGUGAGUUACCACGGAGGGUAUGCAUUCCAGUUUCUAUAUGAAUCCCGUGGUCAGAUCAACAAGAGCAACAGAACUUUGCUGCUGAAGAACCUGACCAAGAGUGACAACUGGGAGUACGAGGAAUGGGCCAAUGGAAAACUGCGGUCGAAGAUCAACCUACAGGUCUUAGACCCCCUAUACCCUCCGCUUCUACGGAUCCAAGGUCCAAACUCUAGAGGCUGCCUGGUUCUGCUGGAGUGUGAAGGGAGUGGAGGAAGCGCUGAGACUUUGUCCCUAAUGAAAGAUGGAGUGAAAGUUACAGGAAACAUCACAGUUCUGGGCAAUAUCUCUCUCCUUACUGUCAGUAGCCGGGACCCUCAGUCCUGGGGCCAAUACACAUGUGAGCAGCGCAACCCAUUGAGCAGCAAAUCGUCCAACUCCGUCAUGGUGGAGCACCCAGUAAGUGUCAUGGAAACGGUUUCCUUUUGCAUCGUCAUCGGUGGGCUGGCCUUCUCAAUCUGUGUCAUAGCGUUCCAGAUAUUCUGUAGGACCUUGGUUCCUCUGCUGAAUAUAAAGACACAGACAAGGAUUUCAGCAUUAAUAAAUGGCCUUUCAGAAGUGGAAUUGAUUAUGAGGUUCAUGUCUUCAUUGGGGGCCAUUGUGGUUUCAGCCCUUGGUCACUAUUUGAUUGACCCAGUCCGAGUGGCCAUUGUAGUUAUCUCUGCCACCGUCUUUGCCAUGAGGAUUUACCUCUUCCUGGUCUCAUGUAGGCCCAAACGCCGGUACAAAGACAGGCUGAGCUGUCUCUCUGGAAUCAUCAGAAGGAUAAUGUUCUUCGCUGACUAUAUUCUUCUCCCUGCCUUUUUCCUUACUGAGACCAUUCAGUUCAGCAAUAACUACCCUCAGCCCUGCGGGGACACGUGGCUGCCGUGGCUUCUCUACACGCUGCCCUGGUUCAUUCCUUGUGCCUUACUGGCUUUGGGCGUCUCUCUCUAUCGUAAAAUCAAACCCUGGAAAGAAGUUCCUGAGAGUGGGAAUAAUCCAGCUGAGCAGGACCUGAAGCUGCCUUUAGCCAGUGAUUGUGAGGGAGGCGAGUGCAGGAAGAUGACAGAGAUGGAGACAGAGAUGGAGACAGAGAUGGAGACAGAGAUGGAGACAGGGAUGGAGACAGGGAUGGAUACCGGGAUGGAUAUGGAGAUGAAUAUGGGGGAUACAGGGAUGGAUAUGGAGAUGAAUAUGGGGGCGGAUACAGGGAUGGAAGGAAGGGGUAGUUUUAAUCUAGACAGUUGCCCUUUAAGACUGACAGGUGAGGGGGAUCUGGCUGCAGGGUGACAGUUACUAAGCAGACAAACUGAAGAGGGGAUUUCUCAAUUCUAAAGCAUAUUCUGUAUCUCACAUGAUAUCACUAUGGGCAAAGCGACCUUCCUGAGCAGGAAGUGAGAGCCAGGGAGUAGAACCAGGAGCCUGAGGAAGGACACUGGGGCAGGGAGGGAGAGUCACGUGGGAGAUCCCAGAGGAGCAGCCUAUUGAGGUGCAGUCGGCCUCUGCACGGGGCACUUACCGACAUCUACUUUUUCAUUGGUACCAACCUUAGGAGUCCCCUCUUAGUUGUCUGCACUUUGUAUUUAUUGUGGUUAUGGGAGAAAGUAUGUUAUUAUUCACAGCAUAUUCUUUACAAGCACUGCGUAAUUACUGGCAAUAUACCACAAGCACCAGCCUCUAACAGCCUCAUUGUACCAGUUCAAUACCUGUUACACCCCAUGUAUACAAUAGGGGGCAAUAUAGAAUUAUGGGGUAUUAUAGUGACCUGCAGUAAUGUUAUAUUCUAUAUACUCAUUGUACUUGCUUUUAUCGCUGAAAUGAUUAUUAUUUUGAUAUGAAUUCUGUGCUUUAUUCUAUUUUCUUUGCAUAGGAUUUUCACAUGAUACAGUACUGGGAGCGGGGUAUGUACUUAAGAUUUGUUCUAAAGUAAAUGGCUAUAAGUAGUAUUGUGUAAUGUGUAGGGAUGUUCCUAGAACAUCAGUUAUAUGUAAUAAUAAAUAAAUAUAUAUCGGAAGCAGAA